Molecule: messenger RNA, 1329 nt
Organism: Branchiostoma floridae (Florida lancelet)
Lineage: Eukaryota; Metazoa; Chordata; Leptocardii; Amphioxiformes; Branchiostomatidae
Product: kelch repeat and BTB domain-containing protein 12-like
Exons: 4
Coding region: 1-1329 (442 amino acids)
Molecular function (GO): protein binding
Source: RefSeq, a predicted model, not a curated record
AUGGCCGCCGCUCCCCAAAAGUGCUUAGACAACGAAGUUCGUAUUCGUUCCUGCCAAGACGAGAGCUAUCUGCACGGGUUUCUUGGAAUCAUUGGCGACCUACAGAAGGCUGGGGUUGCCUUCAGUGAGGACUUCUGCAGCCUGAGUGUGAAUCAGCUGACUAAGAUCAUCAGCCGUGAUGAGCUGCACCACCUACCCAGCAUCCUUCCCCACAUCCGCUUCAACCUGCUGACCUCAGAUGACACGGCAGCCAUCUUGGAACAUCCCCUGGUCAGGGAGAAUUCUGGGAGUUCUAAGGUCAUCAGGAAAAUGGUUAAGAAAGGGAAACAUAACCUGAAGCCCAGACUUGGGAUGACAACAGAAUUUCUUCUGUUAAGGGAUAUAGGGACAGGCGAUCUUCUCUACAUGAACCCUCAGAAAAGGAAGUACAUCUGGCAUCCUGAUAUCUUUCCUGAUAGCGCUGGUACAGCUUUCACCAGCGAUUAUAAUAUUUAUGUGCUGGAACAUGACAGAGAUCAUACUGGUCAGUUGUCCAUGUUUAAGUACAACCAUGCAGGCAAUGAGUUUGAAGAUGUAGGAAUGUCUACAGUAUCUGAGUUUCAGAGAGAGUACUCAGAUACGUCCACUGACUCAAGGCAGUCCCUUGUUGAAGUUGGUCAGACUUUAUAUUACGUUGCUGCAGAUUUAGAAGAAGGCAGUGGAUGGGUCCGUAUGAGAAAGUACAGUCGGCAGACGGACCAAUGGCAGGAGUGUUCACAGCUGGAACUUGAAGGAACUUGGGAAUGCAGUGCUGUACUGCCCUGUGGUCCUUACCUCUAUUUCAUUAUGACCUCAGCCAUGUAUCGCUACGACCCAAGUCAGGACUGUUGGAGUGAGCGAACUCCACCAAACCUCGAGUCACGCCACUCAUUCCUCUCAGUUGUUGCCAUGGGAACAGAGAUUUUCUGUACAGAUAGUGACUUCAAUCAGACCAUGGUGUACGAUUCAGAGUCGGACCAUUGGAAGAAACUGCAAGGCUGGCCGAACAGGGGAAACCUUGGCACCAAUAACUGGCCAUAUUUUUUCCUACUAGAGGACCAGCUGCAUGUACUGUUAGAUACCUAUGACACUACCAAAGAAGGAUCAUCAACAAAGUAUCUGGUGUAUGUGUAUGACAGGUCUGCUGAUGCCUGGAGAGACUUGAAGGCCAUUCUGCCUGAUACGGAAUAUUAUACACUCGGUCAUCUGUCCUCUGUGGCACGUUUAUACCUACCCUUUCUAAAGGGAGCACAAAAUCUCAUCACCUCUUAUGCAAUCCGGCAGGAUAAGAAAACAGAGAGUAUGGCAUAG